ACACACAGUAACUCUGUUCUCAUACAGAGGAAUGUCUGCUCUGUUGGCAGGUCAAUAGGUAGGUGAUCGGGGGUUGUGUGGAAGUUGUAUGCUGGUUGUGUUCUCUAAAAGGUUGUGGGAGAGUUGUGUGCGUUUAUUGGUCGAGUCAAAGUUGUGUAGGCCUACAGUUAUGUUGUUGUUCUCUAGGGAAAAGGUUGUCUUUGUGUGUUGUAUGACUAAGGUCAGCAACCUUUUUAUUCAACAGAGUGAAAGACAUGUACCUUAUCAUCUAACACUGAUAGCAUUCGAUUGGCUCAUUCAGAUCAUCUGAUCAUUGUUCCAGCUCUCAAAUACACACACACACACACACACACACACACACACACACACACACACACACACACACACACACACAUACGUGCGCACGCAUAAGUAAUGCAGUAUGGUAAAUCUUCACAGCUCAUAAAAGCAACAUGAAGCAUAUUAACAACAGUCAAAGUAGGUCUGCUCCUACGUGUGUGUGAUCGUAGCAGGGUUUCUUGUUCAGCCCACUGGUCAACAGUAUUACUCCUAGUAGGAGCAGGAACUAUGGACAGGUUUGUUCAAUGAAGUGUUUGUUGUCAUUCAUAGAGAGACUAAUAGUUCUCAUGCAUCAAACGUCUCAGUUAGAUGUAAAAUUGUGUGACUAUGAUCUCCUUGGCAAAAACGUCAAAAUCAAUGACAGAUUUCUUGUUUAAUCUUAGAUGAAUUCUGCCUAUUUUGAGGAAGUGUUACUGGGUAUGUUGUUGCUACGGUGGCUUAAGAGACAAACUUUAUAUUGACGGGAAAAGUCAGGAGGCAAAUUCCCAGUCAAAGCUGAAUGAAAUUCCCAUGCCAUACUCACUCCUCCCUCUAUUUCUCUGUCUCGUUCCCUCUCUCUUUCACCCUCACUUCCUUGGUUCUCCAAUCUUAUUCGCCUGUCUCUCUUUUUCUCCAUAGCAAUAUCCAAAGCGCUACCCCCCACCACACCCUGCUUCUCUCUCUCCCUCUUUGUCUGUCUUUGUGCCACAGAGUUGCUCUCUCUGCUCAGUGUAGUCAGGUUGGGUGGUAAGAGGGGAAUGUAUAGCGGAGACGAUGGGUUUUACAGAGUGUGGGAGAUGAGAGUGUGAGGGCUUUUUAGGAAGAAGAGUGCGGAGCACGAGUCUGUGUGUGUGUGAAUGUCUGUGGGGGUGAGCUUCUCUUGUGUCACAUUCCAGCUUCCAGGACUCGAUCCCUGCCUGCUGAGAGACGGACCUGGAAAACUUUGGAAAAUCAUUCUUGGAAAACUGUGAUUGGAAGCUGGAAAGUCUUGUAAAACCAUCCCUGUAUCUCUUUGUGACUUCAAAUUGUUGCUGUAGGAGUGACUCCCUCUCUGCUGCUGUUGUUUUUGGGUCUCUGGGCUUUGGAUAGUGGUCUCACUGGAGCCGCGCUGACGCUCUCCGGAUUACUACGGCAGAGGAGAGGAGGGGAGAGAACAUGGAACUUCAAACGUGUUUCAUUGGAAGGGAUUUAUAAUCUGGAUCAUGGAUAUUGACAGAGAAGACUGCUGUCCUGUUCUCAGCUGAGGGGACCAGUGCAUAUUUCAUAGAAGACAGAAGAGAGAACCCAGUUCAGACUUUAUGGAAGGGGGUAGCCAGAAAUUGUUUCCAUAAAACCAUAUAGAAUUGAAGACCACAGUCAGCCAAGUCUGACUUAUACACAGAAGAUAUGAGCCUAGGCCUCUCUCAGGCCAGAGAGAGACAGUUAGUGACAUCAUCAUGAAUGCCCCGCCCACAGGAAGCCCCAGCCAAAAUAUGGAGGUGAAGGUGGUCUCCCAGGAGAUGGCUUUGUUUAGCAAUGCCCUGGCGGCCUACACCUUCAUAGCAGACCAGCCUGAGCGAGUAACUCUGGUGUUUGUUAGUGGUGUGUGUGUGGGUCUCCUCCUCACCCUCUGUGCCCUCGUGGUCCAGAUACACUGUCGCACCGACUGUCACUACGGUAACCGACGACGACAUCACCCUCAGCAUAGCAACAGGGAUCACCACCAUCACCAUGGGGACCAUCACUGUCACCACCAUCCCCAACCUGGGAACCCUAACACAAGCAAUCCCGGCGUAACCACAGAGACGAGCGGAGACAGCGAAUCAGUGGACUGGGACGACGGGACUUCUGACCUAUCGGCUCGACGACGGAGGCGCUUUGAGAGAAUGCUGCUGCACACCAGUGUGUUCACAUCCGUAGAAGAGUUGGAGCGAGCUCAGAGGGUUGAGGAGAGAGAGAGGAUCAUUCAAGAGAUCUGGAUGAAUGGACAUCCUGACGUCAACACUGUCACACGCAGCCUCAACAGAUACUACUGACAGGGACAGAGAAAACAGGGCGAAAAAGAGAUGGAUAGACAGACAAACGGAUGAGGAGAAAGAGGAAGGAUAGGGAUAAUAUAUACUUUUAGACAAGGUAGCAUCGAGAGGCUCAUGAAGCACAGGUGUGGACGGGACUGUUAGCCAGGGAGAGAGGAGACAAUGACACUGGGCCACAGAACCAGACUGAUGUUACGACGGGAUAUGAACCCGGGGUCCCCCAUUGGAGAAACCAACUUCUUGACCAUUAGACCAAGAGGAAAUGACCAAGACCAUGACCUGACUCCACUACACUUAACCCGCAGCUUUU
Messenger RNA from Salmo salar (Atlantic salmon), 2643 nucleotides. RefSeq names its product protein eva-1 homolog A. The record is from RefSeq and is a predicted model, not a curated record. Lineage: Eukaryota; Metazoa; Chordata; Actinopteri; Salmoniformes; Salmonidae.